This is a messenger RNA of Liolophura sinensis, 3927 nucleotides long. RefSeq names its product heat shock 70 kDa protein 12A-like. Bases 576 to 2441 code for a protein of 621 amino acids. The record is from RefSeq and is a predicted model, not a curated record. NCBI's taxonomy places the organism in Eukaryota, Metazoa, Mollusca, Polyplacophora, Chitonida, Chitonidae. The transcript has 5 exons.
UGAUGACUCUUUGGUAGUGAGUAUGACUGAUGUUACAUAUAGCUGAGUAUAGGCGACUGGCUAGGAGAAACAGACUAAAGUAUAUUACACCAGCGCCUUCUCCAGCUUAGUUCUCGAUUUCCACGCAUCAUGAAACUCAUGGAAUCGCUAUUCUGUAUAUCUGUUAAUACGUUGACUUAUUACGGCAUGGUGAAACAAACUUGCUGCCGGCUUCGCCCCACCGAAAUAUAGCCGAAGUUGGUUGAAAUAACAUAUAUUGUAGCUGAACUUACUGUCUACAACAGCCCAGUCUGCUGGCUUAAUGAGCUAAAGUGUUAUUUCUAACGAAGGCGAUCGUCAGCUCACCAAGGAGGGAUCAGAAUUCGUUCGGGGAAGGAGUUUUGUCAAGUGCGUGAGGAUGGGAAGGGAGCUCCAGUUUCCUCAGCCAAUAGACUAGACCGCCGUCGUGUACCGGUUCUGCUCAUAUCCUUCCACGGGCUGAACUAGGCCGUCUGAGCCAGCGGUUCCUGGAGCAGUGAUGCCGCAGUGACAAUAUCGUCCUUCAGCAAACCCAAACAAAGCUGUAACGGGGAAAGAUGGCGGAGAAAUGCGACGACGGGGAAAGGAGUAGGCCUGUGAGUGGGGUAGGGGAAGUGUCUGACGAUCCGGACACCGAAGAUCAAGGCUCGGAGGAGCACUGUUUUGAGUCCUGUCCCGUGGACGUAAACGAAUACAAGAUCAUUGCAGCCAUAGAUUUCGGCACGACAUUCAGUGGCUAUGCAUAUUCCUUCACAGGAAACAAAGAGGCGAUCUGGACGAACAAAAAUUGGGGUCAGACUCAGGGUUUCUUGCUGCAGAAAACGCCGACGUGUUUAUUGUUGGAUCCUGACGGGAAAUUCUCAGCAUUCGGUUUUGAAGCUGUGUCCAAAUAUAACGAACUGUCCGAAGAAGAAGCGGUCACUCAUUAUUAUUUUGACCGUUUCAAAAUGAAGCUGUAUGACAAUAAGGAACUACACACAGAGCUGACCCUGGUAGCGGCUAACGGACAGUUGAUCUACGCCGUGGACGUGUUCGCUCACUCCCUCUACUUCAUGCAGCGUCAUCUGCUGAAGGCCGUCGAGGCUCAGGUUGGCUAUCAGCCCGACCCAGGUUCCGUCAGGUGGGUGAUCACCGUGCCCGCUAUCUGGGACGAGAACGCCAAGCAGUUCAUGAGGGAAUCCGCCUUCAAGGCGGGUAUCAUAGAGUCGAAGCACAGUGAUCAGCUGUUGAUCGCCCUGGAACCCGAAGCCGCCUCUCUUCACUGCCGAAGUCUUCCUGCCAACACUUUCAUCGGCUCAGAAUCAGAAGGCGCCAACAACCCAAGCUUCGAACCUGGAACCAAAUAUCUUGUAGUGGACGCUGGAGGUGGCACUAUUGACGUAGUGGCUCACAAAAUUCGGAAAGACGGUCGUGUCCGUGAGAUGUUCCGGGCCAGCGGUGGUGCCUGGGGCGGAACCAUUGUAGACAGACAGUUUCUAAAUCUCAUCGACAGAGUCUUUGGCGAGGACUUCAUGAAUGAGUUCCAACGGGAAUACCAAAAGGACUAUCAGGAAUUGCUUCAAGACUUUGAAAUCAAAAAACGCAGUGAUAGUGAGUCACAAAGUGUAAGAGUAUCUUUGCCUUACAAUUUCUGUAAUUUUAAGUAUGACGACAAAACGGUGCCACAGUUAAUUAAAACAUUCGCGGAUAGCACCAAAGAGGGUGUCAAGUUUUCGUCGGGAAAGCUCGUCCUGUCGUCUGACGUGGUCAGUGCUCUCUUUGAUGAUGCUCUCAAGCAAAUAACAGACCACGUAGAAUCGCUGUUAGAAAAACCCAAAAUGAAGGACACCAAAUACAUUUUCCUGGUGGGUGGUUUUGCCGAAUGUGGGCGGUUACAGGCGGCAGUGAAAGACAAGUUUAGUGACAGAGUUACGGUUCUUGUGCCGGAGGAGGCCAGUCUGGCGGUGGUGCGUGGGGCAGUCACGUUUGGACACGACCCCGGCGCCAUAGGGCAGAGGAUCUGUCGAUACACCUACGGGGUGGGCUCCUACCUGCCCUUUGAAGAAGGUGUGCAUCGGGAGGACUUGAAAGUCGAGUCAGACGGUAUGACAUUGUGUAAGAACAUUCUACAGCUGUGGGCAGAGGCAGGAGAGAUAAUCGGGCAUAACGAGGUUUGGCGAGAAAGUUACACACCUAUCAUCAGUAACCAGAAGGGUAUAAUAUUUGAGUUUUAUCGGUCCAGUCGUCGGGGAGUGAUGUACACGGAUGAGGAGGGCGUGGAGAAAUGUGGCUUUCUCAUUAUAGAGAUGCCUGACGUGACUGGUGAUAGGUCGAGAUCGGUGGAUUUAGAGGUAGUUUUUGGAGGCACAGAAAUCAAGGUCAUCGGAUUCGACCACACUAGCAACAACCGUCGGGAAACCUAUAUUGAUUUCCUCUCUACCUAAGUGUCUGCUCAAAUUAGCUUUGUACAGUGUUAUUCUUGCUAAAACGUAACAAUGUAACGGGCAUUCCUUGCGCAGUCCGAAUGUAGUUUUGUGUUGAAAAAUGUAAAUAGCGAAGCUCUGCCUAUGGCUUGUCAUUCUUGAGGCCCAGUAAGGGAGGGAUGGAUGAUAGAGAUAAGAAAAGCUAAACGAUGAAAGACACUCUUAUGAAAUGACGAAUGAGGCACAAGAAGAAACUGAUAAAAGGGACACUGAAAAGUAAUAUAUAUGUAUGGAUAGGCGCCCAGAUUGUAAAAACAUAUUGCAUUUCUUAGCUCGAAACAAAAAGUUGCCAAAUAAGACAAAUGAACUGCAAAGAACAAAUGCUUGAACAAUUUCCUUUUUAAUUGAUUUGUCCCUUUCGCUUAUUUAUGUAUAUUAUUUUGUUUCAUUUUCUGAAAAUGAACAAGUCUAACUGACAUUUUUGGUAGACAUCUUAGAGCGUCGUAGAGUAGAUAUAUGCUUUAAGAAAAAGUAAGACCUAUACUUCUCUGAGGCCAUCGCCUUAUUUCUGUUGUAAUGAACUGGUUGUGAAUGAACCAUCUACACGCAAUAACCAGCUCUUCAAUGAAAACAAUGAGAACUUACAGCUUUAACAUGCACAUUCCGAUAAAUAAGAUUUAAAUUAAUUUAACCUCAUGUAUAUUAUGAUAGAGGUAUCACUAUACGUGUAAAAACUGGUUUCAUUUAUAUAUGUGGACAGUGUAUAAUAGACAGACAAAUUCAUUUUCAGCGUGAAAGGAGAAUGAUCAAUUGUAUAUGGUUCGAUGGUGAUUAUAUAAUUUUAAAACUACUUCGAAACAAUUUUCAAAUAUUUGCUUUUCGUGGCUGUUGAAAAGACUUCAAUUCCGUAUUUUAUACAUCUGUGAUAUAUUUUAUCUUCAUAAUAACUGAAUUCGAAAGUAACCUUAUCUAAGUUAAUAAAUCCCACUUUUUAUCUGAAUGUUAGUUAUACAUCAAAAAGCGGUUUGCACCACAGUUAAGACAUUUAUUUACACCAGCUACAAGUGCAUUCAGUAUUGUACAGUCAACACCUAUCAUGUCUUAAAUGUUUUCAAGCAAUGCCGAAACCAUCGUAUCAAUGUACUGAAACCUUUGUGAGCAAAGGUACAUGCUGCCAUAUUGUACAUGUAUAUGCAGUGGUAUGCAUGACAUCAUUGUAACACAGGGCUAACUACACAACACGAUACAUCCUGAGCCAGGAGACACCAUCAACGAUAAAGGUGUUUAUAUUAACACAGUCAUGUUCUGCAUCAUCAAUCUAUCCCGUCUGGGACUAUGUUGUGCAAUCCUGAGAUAUUAAAUAUUUUGGGUGAAUUCGGGUUUUGUUUAUUUUUGAAUACGAGUGUCGUGUUUUGAUAUGUUACAGUUGUGUACGCAGUUGUCCGACUGUAUUAAGUGAUACAAAACUGUAUACAUGUGUAUUUUGGUGAAGCAAUUCUUUUCGCAG